AUGUCCGUUCGCCUCAAACUCAAACCGAAAGACUCUAUUGACGGGGCACUCGCCUUGACAAAGGCAACGGUUUGCUCAGCGCAACAAUACUCGCACGUCCCGAUUCAGACUUUGCUAAACGCUUUGAAUGGACCAAAGCAGUCUCUGAUAUAUGAACUUCUGGGCGCUCUCACCCCCACCACCAAUGAGUACGAGUCUACCAACGAUGUUGACAUCUUUGGAUCUUCAGAUCCGGAGGAGUUUCGCGGUUCAGCGACUGAUUCAAUCAUGCAGCAGCCUAUCCAGUCAAUCAUCCGUCCAUUGUCUUCAUGCGUGCGGACAUAUCCUGAUCGUAUGCAGUCAAGGCACACGGUAUACGGACAGGAAUUCCGGUGGGCAUCCUCGACCUACCGUGCUGUCCUCGCUAUCUGGCGUGCUGGCGGAAACGACGUCUCCAUCGAUGAUCGCUCAUCCAUGGACUACAACUCCGCCGUUGUCAAUAAUUGUGGACUUAAAAUCUGGAUAGCAAGCUCUUUCAGUGGCGGCGAUCAUGCCCAAGCUACUGUCAUCGCCACGAUAUUUCAGAGCGCACAACCUCAAGCUUGUGGAUUGUAUCGUGAUGCCCAGUGA
Messenger RNA from Parastagonospora nodorum SN15, 609 nucleotides. RefSeq lists its product as hypothetical. The coding region runs from base 1 to 609 and encodes 202 amino acids. NCBI's taxonomy places the organism in Eukaryota, Fungi, Ascomycota, Dothideomycetes, Pleosporales, Phaeosphaeriaceae. The record is from RefSeq and is a predicted model, not a curated record. The transcript has 3 exons.